Molecule: messenger RNA, 303 nt
Organism: Radiomyces spectabilis
Lineage: Eukaryota; Fungi; Mucoromycota; Mucoromycetes; Mucorales; Radiomycetaceae
Exons: 1
Coding region: 94-282 (62 amino acids)
Source: RefSeq, a predicted model, not a curated record
UGGGUUUCGAAUUUUUUUUUACAUCUUUUUUUGGCUUGGCCAAGUUUCUUUGCUGUUGCUAAAAAUACCAUCCUUUCAAAAAAGGAGAGACAGAUGGAGGUCAAUUCUUCCCCCCAUAGACACAAGUCCCCCCAAAAACCACAUCUGUGUGUGCGGUAUCCAUGGCCAAAAAUGUUUUUUUUGCAUAACCAUGGCCCAAUUCGCCAGCUUUUUUUUUUUUACCCUGCGCCUCUUCAAUAUCCGAAAUUUCUAUUUUUUUUUUUUUGGCAGUGUAAUUUUUAGCGAAAAACUCCCUUUUUCACA